Messenger RNA from Acomys russatus (golden spiny mouse), 3375 nucleotides. It is a transcript of the gene Taf3, whose product is annotated as TATA-box binding protein associated factor 3. The record is from RefSeq and is a predicted model, not a curated record. Lineage: Eukaryota; Metazoa; Chordata; Mammalia; Rodentia; Muridae. Gene Ontology annotation, molecular function: protein heterodimerization activity. The coding region runs from base 197 to 2992 and encodes 931 amino acids. Gene Ontology annotation, cellular component: transcription factor TFIID complex. The transcript has 7 exons.
GCGAGCCCAAAAUGGCGGCUCUCAGGCUGGCGCGCUCCGUGCUGCUGAGGCUUUGAGGUGGUCGCCGGGGGGCCGGAGGGGGACGAUUGCCCCGCCGCGGGGCCCCCAGAGAAUGAAUCGGGGGCUCUGCUGAGGCGAGGCGGCGGGGCUGGAGGGCAGUGGCAGCAAAGGGCUGCUGUGGCGUCCACGCAGCGGGAUGUGCGAGAGUUACUCCAGGUCGUUGUUGAGGGUCUCGGUGGCGCAGAUCUGCCAGGCGCUGGGCUGGGACUCGGUGCAGCUCAGCGCCUGCCACCUCCUCACCGACGUCCUGCAGCGCUAUCUGCAGCAGUUGGGCCGAGGCUGCCAUCGGUACUCUGAACUCUAUGGCAGAACAGACCCGAUCUUGGAUGAUGUUGGUGAAGCCUUCCAACUUAUGGGGGUUAAUCUGCAUGAACUAGAAGACUAUAUUCAUAAUAUUGAACCUGUCACUUUCCCACAUCAAAUUCCUUCAUUUCCUGUCAGCAAGAACAAUGUCCUUCAGUUUCCUCAGCCUGGAAGUAAAGAUGCAGAGGAAAGAAAAGACUACAUCCCGGAUUACCUGCCACCCAUCGUGUCUUCUCAAGAAGAGGAAGAGGAAGAACAGGUGCCCACUGAUGGGGGCACCUCAGCAGAAGCCAUGCAGGUGCCCUUGGAAGAAGACGAUGAAAUGGAGGAGGAGGAAGUCAUCAAUGAUGAGAAUUUCUUGGGUAAGAGGCCACUGGACAGUCCUGAAGUGGAAGAAAUGCCCACCAUGAAGCGCCCACGACUCCUGAGCACUAAAGGGGACUCCCUGGACGUUGUACUGUUGGAAGCCCGAGAACCUCUAAGCUCAAUAAAUCCACAAAAGAUCCCACCAAUGCUUUCUCCUGUGCAUGUCCAGGACAAUACAGAUCUGGCCCCUCCUUCCCCAGAGCCCCCGAUGUUGGCUCCAUUUGCAAAGUCACAACUACCAACCGCAAAGCCAUUAGAAACAAAGUCAUUUACACCGAAAGGAAAGACUAAAGCUAGCUCUCCAGGACAGAAGACUAAGUCACCCAAGACUACGCUAUCACCAGCAAGGCUUGGAAGUCCUAUUAGGUCACCAAAAACUAUCCCUAAAGAAAAGAAGUCACCUGGCCGUUCUAAGAGCCCCAAGAGUCCCAAGAGCCCCAAGAUUGUAACUCAUGCUCUCCAACUCCCUGCCAGACCCGAAACACCAAAUAGGACCCUUUCAGCUCUGGUGGUUGAAAAAACUGUUAAAGAGACCGUCCCAAUGAAACCAAUACAGACACCCCCAGAAGUUGGGAAACUGAGCAUUGAGAUGCAGCCCAAAAAGGCUGUGGUGACAGACAAAACCAUUGAUGACUCCAUCGAUGCUGUGAUCGCACGCGCCUGUGCAGAGCGGGAGCCAGAUCCUUUUGAAUUUUCUUCCGGAUCAGAAUCCGAAGGAGACACGUUUACAAGUCCUAAGAGGAUUUCAGGUUCAGAGUGCACCACUCCAAAAGCUUCCACUUCCUCCAAUAACUUCACUAAGUCUGGGUCGACUCCUCUGCCUCUUUCUGGUGGAACCUCAAGUUCCGAUAACUCAUGGACAAUGGAUGCCUCAAUUGAUGAGGUGGUACGGAAGGCAAAAUUGGGAACCCCUUCCAACAUGCCUCCCGCCUUCCCGUAUAUCUCUUCUCCCUCUAUUUCCCCUCCCACUCCCGAACCUCUGCACAAGGGGUAUGAGGAGAAAGCCAAGCUGCCUUCGUCUGUGGAUGUAAAGAAGAAGUUGAAAAAAGAACUGAAGACUAAGUUGAAAAAGAAAGAAAAGCAGAGAGAUAGGGAGAGGGAAAAAGAGAGAAACAAAGAAAGAAGCAAAGAGAAGGAUAAAAUGAGAGAGAGGGAGAAGGAAAAGGAAGCUGGAAAGGAAGUCAGGUACCCAUGGAAGGAGUUGAUGAAAGACGAAGAAUCUGACCCCUAUAAGUUUAAAAUCAAAGAAUUUGAAGACGUUGAUGCAAAAGUACGAUUGAAAGAUGGAAUUGUGAGGAAGGAAAAAGAGAAGCAUAAAGACAAGAAGAAAGAUCGAGAAAGAGGCAAGCGAGAUAAAGAUAGGAGGGAAAGGGAAAGGGGUAAAGAAAAAAGCAGAGAAGACAAGAUAAAGGCCCCUCCAACACAGCUGGUGUUACCCCCGAAAGAAAUGGCGCUGCCUCUCUUCAGCCCUUCUGCCGCAGUGAGGGUUCCGUCCAUGCUGCCCGCCCUGUCGCCAAUGCUCCCAGAAAAACUGUUUGAGGAAAAAGAGAAGCCCAAGGAGAAAGAAAGAAAAAAGGACAAAAAGGAAAAGAAGAAGAAGAAAGAGAAGGAGAAGGAAAAGGAGAAGAAAGAGAGGGAGAGGGAGAAAGAGAAAAGGGAGAAAGAGAAGAGAGAGAGAGAGAAGGAGAAACACAAGCAUGACAAAAUAAAAGUGGAGCCUGUCGUCCCAGCCUCAAGUCCAGUUAUCCCCAGGUUGACUCUGCGAGUUGGCGCUGGCCAAGACAAGAUUGUCAUCAGCAAGGUGGUACCAGCUCCCGAGGCUAAGCCUUCCCCUUCUCUGAACAGACCUAAAACCCCACCUCCAGUCCCAGUUCCUGUUCCUGUGCGUGUAAGCCCUACUCCCCUGCCACCACCACUCCUUGCCCAGGCUGCAAUGUGCCCAGCCCUGAUGCCAUCCCCAGCCCCUGCCCUCUCUGGAGCAGGGAGUGCCAAAGCCCCAGUACGGAGCGUGGUGACAGAGACAGUCAGCACUUAUGUGAUCCGUGAUGAGUGGGGCAAUCAGAUCUGGAUCUGUCCAGGGUGUAACAAGCCUGACGACGGGAGUCCGAUGAUUGGCUGUGAUGACUGUGACGAUUGGUACCACUGGCCCUGUGUUGGAAUCAUGGCUGCUCCUCCAGAAGAGAUGCAGUGGUUCUGCCCCAAGUGUGCCAACAAGAUAAAGAAAGAUAAGAAGCACAAGAAGAGGAAGCACCGCGCGCACUGACGUCAGCAUGGCAGCACUGCUGCCUGCACCAGGUCGGGACCGGACCGCCUCUGCCAUCUUGUCUCCCCCAGGCCCUGAGGACAGCGCAUCCCAGAGGACCAAGGACAAGAACAUGCCCUCGCUCUGGAUGCUCCUUUCUGAAACACAAGGGCUUGCGCUCCCAUGGCAUGUUCCUGAAGAGACACUGCAGGGGAGGCGUGGCCUGAGAGCUGGCACCUCCGCCUGCUUAUUACCAGUGACAAGUAUUAAUAAAGACACCACACAUCUUCCCUCUUGAUUUCCUUCUCUCCAGAACCUUCCAUUACGGAAUUAGAUAAGAAGUGAUGUACAAAUGCCUUGACUGUAAUUGAAGGAUGCAUCAUUAGCUAUACAGUUUGCAAGCC